AUGUAUAACAUAUUUUUAAAAAAACAGAGUGUUUAUUUUAUAUCUGCAAAUCAAGAAGGGCAAUCUCAUGCAAAAGGUAAAUUAAUAGAACGUUGGAAAAAUGUUUCAAGGCGUUUAAGAAAAGUUGGUGCAAUUGAAAGUCAAAAGAAAAAACUUGAUGAUUCAACAGGCACUUUUAUACCAUAUGUAUUUUCAGAUGAAGUUAAAUUAGCUAAAGAGUGGCUUAGUAAUGAUGGAUUAAACGCUUCUUUCAAUGAAAUUUUAAAAAAAUGGGAAAUAACAUAUGAACUAAGAUGCGCUGAAAUUCAAAAUAACUUGAAUUUGUCAGAUGUAUUUGAAUUGUGGCCCAUUCUUCAAAACCCAAGAGGAUAUGAAUUGGUUGAAAAAGAUUUUGAACUUCAGUACCCUAAUAGAGAAGAAUUCAAAGAUUGGAAUAUUUUCCUAAGAAACUGGACUUGCUUUACUAGAUCCAUUGUUAACAUUAGACGAGGUUCUGUUAAAGAUAAACAUGCUCUACAAUUACUUUCCCAACUUGAUUCAGCAGAAUUAAAUAAAGAAUACCGAACUAUCAACAUUAUUAGACUGCUACUUUUACCUUAUCUCAUCCCUACAAAAACUCAGAUUAAAAAUCCAAAAAUUAAUGCAGCUAAGAAAUUCUGGAAACCGUCCUUAGAAGAGUCAGCUUCUGCGUUUGUUACACAUGUUACUAACUUAACUACAUUAGAACACAGUAUUUCUAGAAGACGCAGAAAUUAUAUGGAGCAUGGUGCAACAAUUCAACCAUUUUUAAUCAUAGUUGGUAAAACUUUAUCUGAUAUUGAAAAUAGUUAUAUUCAGGUUAAUGACCAAUUGUGGUCAACCAACUGUCCUUUAGAAGCUCUUAGUAUAUGUUUUAAGACUUACUUCUCUUUUAAUUGCUCUUACCCUAGAGAGUGCUAUGAAACAUGGCUGCUUAUUCAAAUCCAUGUAUUUAAUUUAAAGACCAAGUAUGAUAAACCAACAGCCAUAACAAAUACUUUGUCUAAAAAAUUAGAUGCUCUUCAAUAA
This is a messenger RNA of Macrosiphum euphorbiae (potato aphid), 1047 nucleotides long. Lineage: Eukaryota; Metazoa; Arthropoda; Insecta; Hemiptera; Aphididae. The record is from the annotation of a GenBank genome assembly.